Molecule: messenger RNA, 2792 nt
Organism: Diatraea saccharalis (sugarcane borer)
Lineage: Eukaryota; Metazoa; Arthropoda; Insecta; Lepidoptera; Crambidae
Source: the annotation of a GenBank genome assembly
AAUUGAUGGAUGACAUGACUGACGGCUGAUCAAAAAUUACGGCGUGGAUUUAUGGUUAAAAUUUGCUAUUACUGUUACUUGUUGUAUGAAUUCGUUGUUGUCGUCGAAUGUGCUGUACUUUGCAUUUUUUAACUUUGUUAGCGAUUGCAAUUAGUGCUUUUGAAUGUUAAGAUAAUGACCGAUAAUUCAAAAGUUUCACGACAAAGUUUGUGCAUAUCAUUGUCAUUAGCGCGUAAGUCGGGCUCUCUGUUUGGAGUGUUAUAGCAGCGGCAGAUCGUAUUGUCUGAAAUGGUGCUGAUUGUAAUUGCGAACGGAUCAAAAGAGAACUGUAUUUGAUUGUGUUUAUUGAAAUUGUCACGUUACUUUUGGAACGAAAUGUAUCCGACGCCGACGCGGCACCCGGCGGCUGCGGUACGGGGUCCACAACCUACCUCGGGACCUAUAAAGUUUACUAUAGCAGAUACUUUAGAACGUAUUAAAGAAGAAUUUAACUUUUUACAAGCUCAAUACCACACCCUCAAACUAGAAUGUGAAAAGCUAGCAAGUGAGAAAACCGAAAUGCAAAGACAUUAUGUGAUGUAUUAUGAGAUGUCUUAUGGGCUCAAUGUGGAAAUGCACAAACAGACUGAAAUUGCAAAGAGGCUAAGUGCUAUAAUAGGGCAAGUGUUGCCAUUUCUGGCCCAAGAACAUCAGCAGCAGGUCGCUUCAGCUGUAGAAAGGGCAAAGCAAGUCACUAUGCCUGAACUAAAUGCAAUUAUCGGGCAACAACAACAACAGGGCCUUCAGCAACUUCUUCAACAGAUACAUGCGUCUGCGGGUCUGUCUCAUGGUGUAGCAGGCGCUGGAGGCUUGUUAGGCGCCGGAGGGCUAUUGUUCGCGCCCGGGGCGGGACCUCCGCCACCCCCCCACUUGCCGCCACCUGCCCACAAGGUGGAGUUGCCACCCCCAGCGGACAUUAAGCCGCCAGUGCUACCAGGCGGGCCGGCCGCACCCUUACUGCCGGGACAACCGCCGCCACGUGAAGAUGAUAGACUAGUCUCUUCUAGGGUCCUACAACAGAACGCUGCAUUCCAACGACGUUCCGUGUCGCCUCACGAGCGCGAACAGAAGUACAGACCGCGAUCGCCAGUGGAACCUGAAGCGUUGGACGUGAAACGCAGGAAGGAGGAGAAGGUACUCAGUCAUGACAGCGAUGCUGAAAAAAGUGACCAAGAUCUUGUUGUUGAUGUAGCUAAUGAGGAGGAGAGAGGAUCCCCCAGUGUACGCACGGAGGGUGGCGAUAGGACAGAGAAUGGUCCUAGACCGCCAUCCAGAUCAGGCUCGUCUUCAAAUCGGUCUACUCCCAAAAGUACUAAAGAUGAGAAGCCAGGCACACCCGGUGCUAAGAUGGGUCGAGCGUCAACUCCUACGGGGUCGGGUCGGUACGGGUUCCCCGGGUACGCGGGCUAUAGACCACCUCAUCCGUACGACAGUACGCAUCAUAGGGCGAAUGGCAUAGCGCCCGCCAAACCCGCUUACUCGUACCACACGUGCGGUGGUCCAUUACAACCGGUACCUUUCCCCGCUGACGCGCUAAUGGGCCCCGGUAUACCGCGAGGCGCGAGACAGGUGGCCGCGUUGCCUCACGGCGAGGUGGUCUGUGCGGUCGCCUUGUCGCUCAGUAACGGCGCGAGGCACGCGUACACUGGCGGGAAGGGAUGCGUCAAGUUAUGGGAUAUAACCAAUCCAGUAUCGCCUACUACUUUGGAGCCUUUGUCGCAGUUGGAUUGCUUGCAAAGGGACAACUAUAUAAGAUCAGUGAAGCUCCUACCAGACGGACGGACAUUAAUAGUUGGCGGUGAAGCGUCAAAUUUAUCUAUAUGGGAUUUGGCGUCACCUACGCCGCGUAUGAGAGCUGAACUCACAUCAUCAGCACCGGCGUGCUACGCUCUAGCUAUUAGUCCUGAUUCUAAGGUAUGCUUCAGUUGUUGUUCAGAUGGAAAUAUAGCGGUGUGGGAUCUACAUAACCAAACAUUAGUUAGACAAUUCCAAGGUCACACGGACGGCGCGUCUUGUAUCGACAUAAGUCCGGACGGCACUCGGCUGUGGACAGGUGGCCUCGAUAACACCGUCCGCUCCUGGGAUCUGAGAGAGGGUAGACAAUUACAGCAACACGACUUCUCCAGCCAGAUAUUCUCACUUGGCUACUGUCCCACAGGUUCGUGGCUGGCGGUGGGCAUGGAGAACUCGCACGUGGAGGUGUUGCACGCCGGCAAGCCGGACCGGUACCAGUUGGUGCUGCACGAGUCUUGCGUACUCUCGCUGAGGUUCGCGGCCGCCGGCAAGUGGUUCGUGUCCACCGGCAAGGAUAACCUGCUUAACGCGUGGCGGACGCCGUACGGCGCCAGUAUAUUCCAGUCAAAGGAGUCAUCAUCGGUGCUCAGUUGUGAUAUAGCGGCGGACGAUAAGUUUAUAGUGACAGGUUCAGGGGAUAAAAAAGCCACAGUUUAUGAGGUGGUGUACUGAGUAAUAUUAUAAGGGAACAUAUGAAAUUAACAAGGCCAGUUUGACGAGAUUGGUGUGUAUUAUCGGUUUUUAUGGCUGUAAAUAAAGAUAAUCCGCAUUGGACCCUAGUGGGCUAUGGCCAUUUCUCCUAAAUUUCUUUUCAUGGGAAGGCUUGCACCUAUAAAUGUGUAGUAUGUUAUAGUUCCUUAAUAUUUUUAGUUUUGCAGUGGAUAAAUAGUCUUAUCAUGAUGGAAAACACAGAUUGUUUUGAUAACAUAAAUCAACUACGCAACAAAACAUGUUUUUUU